CUGCAUUCUGGGAAAGGGCAAUUUCCGUUAGGUGCUGAAGGCUGUGGCGCGCGGCUGACCCCACUCCCACGUGAAGCGCUGCGCUAGCAUCGCUCGGCUGGCGGCUCCCAGCUCGCCGCGGAGCAGCCCCGGCAGCAGCGGGGGACCGGAAGUGGCUCGUGGAGGCUCAGAAGCUAGUCCCGGAGCCCGGCGUGUGGCGCCUUAGAGCGCGGUGACGGCGCCAUGUCCCUAAUCUGCUCCAUCUCUAACGAAGUGCCGGAGCACCCAUGUGUGUCCCCUGUCUCUAAUCAUGUUUAUGAGCGGCGGCUCAUUGAGAAGUACAUUGCAGAGAAUGGUACCGACCCCAUCAACAACCAGCCUCUCUCCGAGGAGCAGCUCAUCGACAUCAAAGUUGCUCACCCAAUCCGGCCCAAGCCUCCCUCGGCCACCAGCAUCCCGGCCAUUCUGAAAGCCUUGCAGGAUGAGUGGGAUGCAGUCAUGCUGCACAGCUUCACUCUGCGCCAGCAGCUGCAAACAACCCGCCAAGAGCUGUCACACGCCCUGUACCAGCACGAUGCCGCCUGCCGUGUCAUUGCCCGUCUCACCAAGGAAGUCACUGCUGCCCGAGAAGCUCUGGCUACCCUGAAACCACAGGCUGGCCUCAUUGUGCCCCAGGCUGUGCCAAGUUCCCAACCAAGUGUUGUGGGUGCGGGUGAGCCAAUGGAUUUGGGUGAGCUGGUGGGAAUGACCCCAGAGAUUAUUCAGAAGCUUCAAGACAAAGCCACUGUGCUAACCACGGAGCGCAAGAAGAGAGGGAAGACUGUGCCUGAGGAGCUGGUGAAGCCAGAAGAGCUCAGCAAAUACCGGCAGGUGGCAUCCCACGUGGGGUUGCACAGUGCCAGCAUUCCUGGGAUCCUGGCCCUGGACCUCUGCCCAUCCGACACCAACAAGAUCCUCACUGGUGGGGCGGAUAAAAAUGUCGUUGUGUUUGACAAAAGUUCUGAACAAAUCCUGGCUACCCUCAAAGGCCAUACCAAGAAGGUCACCAGCGUGGUGUUUCACCCUUCCCAGGACCUGGUGUUUUCUGCUUCCCCUGAUGCCACUAUCAGGAUUUGGUCGGUCCCCAAUGCCUCUUGUGUACAGGUGGUUCGGGCCCAUGAGAGUGCUGUGACAGGCCUCAGCCUUCACGCCACUGGUGACUAUCUCCUGAGCUCCUCUGAUGAUCAGUACUGGGCUUUCUCUGACAUCCAGACAGGGCGUGUGCUCACCAAGGUGACAGAUGAGACCUCCGGCUGCUCUCUCACCUGUGCACAGUUCCACCCUGACGGACUCAUCUUUGGAACAGGAACCAUGGACUCUCAGAUCAAGAUCUGGGACUUGAAGGAACGUACUAAUGUGGCCAACUUCCCUGGCCACUCGGGCCCCAUCACUAGCAUCGCCUUCUCUGAGAAUGGUUACUACCUGGCUACAGCGGCUGAUGACUCCUCUGUCAAGCUCUGGGAUCUGCGCAAGCUUAAGAACUUUAAGACAUUGCAGCUGGAUAACAACUUUGAGGUAAAGUCACUGAUCUUCGACCAGAGUGGUACCUACCUGGCCCUUGGGGGCACGGAUGUCCAGAUCUACAUCUGUAAACAAUGGACAGAGAUUCUUCACUUUACAGAGCAUAGCGGCCUGACCACAGGGGUGGCCUUCGGGCAUCACGCCAAGUUCAUCGCUUCAACAGGCAUGGACAGAAGCCUCAAGUUCUACAGCCUGUAGGCCCUGGCCCUUCUGAUGGAAGCUGGGCCUCAUCUCAGUAGAGGGGUAGAAUUAGGGUUUGGGGGGUGGGGGGAAUCUAUGGGGGAGGGGGCUCUGUGGGGUGGGACAUUCACAUCAUUUCACUCUGGUCUGAGUGGUGGCCUGAGAACCAUGGUGGCAUGGACCACCCUCAUCCAUGCACCUCCAGGCCCCAUGGGAACGGAUGUGGAAGGAAGAACUGUCACCCUCUAAAGGCCCAGGGUUGGAGCCCAGGGCCUCUCCCUUCCUGUCGUUCAAUGGACGUGGUGGUGGCUGUUCCACACCCAUUUUGUUGCAGUUCCUGUGAGACAGGAGAGGCUGAGCCAAGGGAACUGUGAAGGGGAUGGGCAGGAGGGCUUGUGCAGGGUUUUGUAAGCAGUGAUCUAGUUUCAUUAAAAAAAGAAAACAAUAAACAUAACCACCUCCCCGUGUCUGUCUGCACCAGGCGCACCCGGGGCUGGGAAGGUGAAGGGGAGGGAGCACACACUGGGACACUGGCUUCCGGGAAGCCCAUCUUCCUUUCCUUUCACAGCUCUUGCCCUUUUUGUUUGUUUGUUUUCUUUUAAUUGCACAGCAGAAAUAAAAAUAAAUCUGCAGAUGAAA
Molecule: messenger RNA, 2358 nt
Organism: Nomascus leucogenys (northern white-cheeked gibbon)
Lineage: Eukaryota; Metazoa; Chordata; Mammalia; Primates; Hylobatidae
Gene: PRPF19
Product: pre-mRNA processing factor 19
Biological process (GO): DNA repair; mRNA splicing, via spliceosome; protein ubiquitination
Cellular component (GO): U2-type catalytic step 1 spliceosome; Prp19 complex; cytoplasm
Molecular function (GO): ubiquitin protein ligase activity; protein binding
Source: RefSeq, a predicted model, not a curated record